AAUGACGUCGCGCUGUAAACACGACUGACGCUCAGCUGCGUGGCCGAAGCAUCCUCAAAGAGCCCGAGAAGACCUCUCCAGGUUCCUGUGUUUAUUUCUCGACGGGACUACUGAAAGGCAUUAAAAUAACGGGGGUUCACCUCCUCGACUCUCAUAUGCGGUCUCCAACACUAAGACGACGUUGCUGCAUCUGUGCUACGAAGUGCCAUGGCUAGAAAGACGGACAUCCCCUCCUCUUACUAUGGUGAGCCGAUUCGUCUUUGUUGUAAAUGCCAGGAUAAUUUUCCCCCUCUGUACUGUGUACCGUUAUGACAACCGUGUAUAACAAUAUUCGGUGUAGCCUAGAGGAUAUUUGACUCUUUGCUGAGAUUUACGGGGACAUUAGCCAGCUUAUUUACAGUUGCUAACUGUUCGGAGGCUAUUUUAACGGCUGACAUGAGAAAAACGCAUCAACGUUAAAAAACGGUUGUAACGGUAAACGGUUAAAGCUUGUGUUUGUUGUUGUGAGUCUUCAGCCUUCCUCCUGUCCUACCAUCAUUCAAUUCAAACAUACAUGUAUUUCCACUUCAGCCUAUUGUUUACCUGGUGUCAAUUUCCACACGGAGACAACAGAGCAGAAGUCACAUCACUUUCCUCCUCCAUUACAUACCAACCUUUGGGAUAUUUCUUCCCUUCUCAAACUGCUGUGUUACUGUAUGACAUUGAAACGCAACGUUUGUAGCAUGUGACGACCAUAAGUGACCAUUAUGAAGAUUUUUAUUCAAUUAAACGAUUAGGCUAUAAUCAUCUCAGUGGGUUGGAAAAAUGCCCGACAAGAAGGCAGGGCUCUCAAGUCUCACGCAGAACCUGUCAUAGAAAAAAUAUUUCUCCAAAUGGUUGAAUGUAAGUCGUAAAAUUCGUAUCGUUGUCACAUUUUAGUAACUAAAGAUAUGAACCUUAUAUCUUGUGAAACUCAAUAGCCCUGUUUUCAUUUAGGAAACAAUCUCUACUACACCAUUUAUGCCACCGUUAAGUGGAAAAUAGACUAAAGUACAGGCAAUAUAAUAAUAAUUAUGAUAAUAAUAACUUCAUUUUUAUAGCACUUUAAAAAACAGAAGUUUACAACAUGCUUUGACAAACAGUUGCAAAGCAUAGAACAUCAGAACGUGGAAAUAAAAAAAGUGAAAACAAAAGCUCAGUUAAAAACAAGGCCUCUGAAUUGAAAGCCAGUUUCAUUUGUCCUAAGAAACCCAGAAAAUACAUGAACUCUACAACAUAAAAUGAGACCAUGAAGACCAAAAUAAAAACAUAAAAUAGGUUAGAAAAAGAAAUGUAAUAAAAAAGGCGGAAGAAAGUAGGAAACAGGAUAUUAAAUAUAAAAAGAGGAUAUAAAUAAUGAUAAUAAAAUCAUAAUAAAUUAAUAAUUAUAAUAAUAUUAAUGAUAAAAUGGAAUAACAAAAAUGAAAAAUAAAAUCAAUAAAAGGCCCAAAAGACAAAGGGAAAAAAUAGACAAAGACGACAUCACAUAAAAGCAAGUCUGUAUAAGGGAGGUUUUUAAAUUCGACUCAAAAGAAGCGUCUGCCUCUGCACGCCUGCAAUAUCACAGACAAGUCAGCUGAGGUCAGUGUUCCUCCAUCGGGUGUCUCAGUGUAGACAAAGAUAUCAGUGGCACCUAAAAAUACUUCUUGCAAUAGUGGCUGUAUUAUUAAUCAGCCAAAAACAGCAACUUGAUAAUCCCCACCCGUUUUUCCAGAGGCACUGUGCAUCGAUCUUCCUGCUUCGAGCAUCGUUGACACAAAUCCUUAACGUUUUGGUGACUGCUAAUCUGCACAAAACGUGUGUGGUUUGUGUUUUAAAUCACGUCCGAACAAAGAGAAAGACAAUACUCAGCAGCAGCAGCAGCAGCAGGCUCGGCGCUGCGGCCCCUUUAAGACCGUUUUGGAAUAAUUAAUGACGUCGCGCUGUAAACACGACUGACGCUCAGCUGCGUGGCCGAAGCAUCCUCAAAGAGCCCGAGAAGACCUCUCCAGGUUCCUGUGUUUAUUUCUCGACGGGACUACUGAAAGGCAUUAAAAUAACGGGGGUUCACCUCCUCGACUCUCAUAUGCGGUCUCCAACACUAAGACGACGUUGCUGCAUCUGUGCUACGAAGUGCCAUGGCUAGAAAGUCGGACAUCCCCUCCUCAGACUAUGGUGAGCCGAUUCGUCUUUGUUGUAAAUGCCAGGAUAAUUUUCCCCCUCUGUACUGUGUACCGUUAUGACAACCGUGUAUAACAAUAUUCGGUGUAGCCUAGAGGAUAUUUGACUCUUUGCUGAGAUUUACGGGGACAUUAGCCAGCUUAUUUACAGUUGCUAACUGUUCGGAGGCUAUUUUAACGGCUGACAUGAGAAAAACGCAUCAACGUUAAAAAACGGUUGUAACGGUAAACGGUUAAAGCUUGUGUUUGUUGUUGUGAGUCUUCAGCCUUCCUCCUGUCCUACCAUCAUUCAAUUCAAACAUACAUGUAUUUCCACUUCAGCCUAUUGUUUACCUGGUGUCAAUUUCCACACGGAGACAACAGAGCAGAAGUCACAUCACUUUCCUCCUCCAUUACAUACCAACCUUUGGGAUAUUUCUUCCCUUCUCAAACUGCUGUGUUACUGUAUGACAUUGAAACGCAACGUUUGUAGCAUGUGACGACCAUUCACGACUUGACUUCUCAUCAUACUACUUCUAGUACUACAACUGAAUCUUAUGCCACUUCUCACCUUCCUGCCUUUUAAGGCAAUUUCCUUCUUCAUUCAAACUUUGUGCAAUUUUAGACAUUUUUCUAGCCUCUUUCAGCAUGAAUAAAAUUUCCUUUUAUAGAGCAUAUUCAUACUAUUUGUCCUUCAACCAAUUAAACAAUUAUCCAACUUAUAUUUCUUUUUCACCCCUUCAACAGCUUUAACAUUUAUACCUUGCUCCAUGUUUUAUUAGCAGUUUAGCAUUGCUUUUUCAGCUUUCAGCACUCAGCAUUUCCACGCAUUUUCUGCAAGGAAAUGCAAUUUUUCUAGUCUAUCUAUGUUAUCAGUGCAGUUUAAUCCUUUAUUAUCACCAGAUGCCUCCUAGUGUUUUGUCUUGGAAGCAAAGACUCAACACCAGUGAUUUUUACAAUCCAAACCUCAGAGCUGUUUGAUUGAAUGCUUGCCAUUCUUACUUGUAAUUGCUAAUCAUUUUUUUCAUUACUCUAUUCUUGUUGUCAGUGUGCCGCUGCUCUACGGCUACUACAGGAAAACUGAUGUAAUACACUCACAAGAUAUCUAAUGGUUCCCUUCGGUGAAACACUCUUUAACAAAAAUGUUGAGUAGUCAAGGAGAAACUUUAGUAAAAGCUGAAGUAAUACAAAAUAUCAUGUUCAAACAAAGGGCACUGUUGACAGAAAUAUGUCACCUGCUCACUAGUUAUUUCCCUUUAUGUCAAUCCUGCUUUCUCCCACAUUAUUAUCGAUUAAAUAUGUGUCAUAUCAUCAGUCUCUAGACAAGAUGUCCAAUGAACAUGAUCACCAGCGGACUAUCAGAGAGACAAGGGUCUGCUUGAGAUGUUAUUUUCUUUUGUUGUAUCUUGUUAUUUCCACACAUGCUGACCCUAUGUUUUUCUCAGACCUCAUGACUGCAGCAUUCUGCCAAUCAGGACGGCAACCUGUCAGCUGUUGUUGAUUCAUACUUGCCUCCGCAGACAUGCAGCUCACCAACGGGGCCUUCAUUUCAAACCUUAUCACUCCCUGGUCUUAAGUUCAAACUGGUACUUUACAGUAUACCAUAAACCUGGCCUUGCAGAUUACAUGUGAAGAGCUUAAUGCAAAUUUGGAAACCCUUAUGUCAUUAUUAUACAUUUCCAACUUAGAGUAAAUGUACAUCAAUACAGAGGUUCAUAUAUACAUGUACUUUUACUUUUUCAGGCGCUUGAACUCAUUUGCUACUCCUGAGACUACAUAAAGUAUAGUGAGACGGUUUAAUUAAGGAACAUAAUUUAGCCACUAGCAGCGUCCAGCCACCCAGCUAGUGGAGCGUGGGAUGGAGUUAUGGAGUCUACUGGUGUUUAGGUUAGCUGCUUUAUGUCACUGGCUUCCCUGAUGUUUUUGUUCCAUUAGCUAGCUUGGCAAAAAGGGAUUUAGAGAGAGGGAACAACAAGACGAUUGUGUUAAAUAAGCUUCUGCAACAGAUGUGCCACACACCAUGUUUGUUUAAUUGUAAACAAACUGUGGAGUGUACAUUAAGGGAAAAGACCCUUAAGCUUGUUUUGCAUCCUGCCUUUUUUCUCUUUUUGUUAGUGAUUUAUUAAUUUGGAAAGGGAAAGUGAAUGCCUCUGUCAUGUAUGCAAUUUCCUAUUUGGCUAGCUGGAUAGAUCUUGUCAUACGAUUGCAAUAGCAUCUGAUUUUCACAUGGAAAGAAACUGACAAAGCAGAGCCUCCAUGCUCUUUGUGAACAGCAGCCACAAGAAGUGUUUUGAUGAAGAAGUGCUAGUGUUCUCACUUUUUUUUUUUCUUCACUGGAAAAACCCACCUACUCACUUGAAAGUUUAUUCUGGGAAAUGUACUGUAAGAAAAUCUCUAACUGAGGCAGAGGUGGAUAUAGGAGGAUGGGAGACUAAUGAUGCUCUUCUCAUCAUAAUAUUGAAAUAUCACCAGUUUGUUUUGAUCUUUUGAGACAAUAACCACAAAAACACUCGAUAGUACAAGCCAGUUUUUAAGCUGCUGGUCAAACUACCUGCCAUGGGGUCAUUCACAUGCAGCAGCUCUCUUUGCUCAAUAUCCCAGAUUCAAGAGUUCUCCCGUGGCUAGUAUGUUAUAUAACGUUUCUAACUAUGUAGCAAGCAUCCAGUGUGCUCCCACUGUACUGCUGAAAUGUUCAGCCAGUCAGAAAGGCAGAGAAAAUAGCUCACAAUCAUUCUGUGACAGGUUUGUAAGUAACAAUUUAGAUAUGACUUCCAUUCAGCAUAGAAAGUGUGGAGUCGGGGACACUGUUAAUUAACAAAUUUCUCGCUUGGGCAGCUUCCCUAAACGCUGCAUUUUUAGACUGAGUCAAUACAGAGUCUUGACGGAAAGCUGCAAGCUAGCCUCUUCCUGUGAAAUUGCAGUCAGAGAAGGCUGUGCCUCAAAUGACCCAUUUUGCACCCAAGACUUAAGUGCCAUAAUGGGUGUUUUAAGUGUCACUGUCCUCAGCAAAUGCUUGUCUCAAAUGAAGAAUGAUGCUCACUUCAUAACCCUUACACAUUAUUAUUACUCUUUAUGGCAACUGUAGUCAUUAUCUGCCAUGAGGUUGUGUUCUCUUGCUUCUAAUUUCAUGUGUGUUGUUCCCAGGAGAUAGCUUUGUCAGAGCCUGGAAGUUUGAAGUACAUUAUUCACGCUAAUGAUAGGGUGAGUCAGUAAAUAAUUUCUAAGAGAUUCACUUUGGCACAUUGGCAGGCACUGCAUGUUAUUUGUUGGAGUCUGUGAAAAAGGGGACAGUUAGCCGUGAAGAGGCCUUCUGGGCGACAGCGUGGAGUCUUUAAAUUUCCAAUUUGCAGUACAAAUAUAGUCAGUGUUUGUUCAUGACUCGGAGGCUAAACAACAUUGACAGCGAUCUAUGAAACACAACCCGAAGAUACACCUCAAAGAUGAGCGAGAGAGAUACACCUACAUUCGUGCUCGACACGCGGGGUUGAGUCUUGUACAGUGAGACUUGAAGUGAGUUUUGAUUGGUCUGAUGCGCUAAAUGACGCAUCCAUCUCUAUUAACACAAAUGAAUCAUUACCCAUCAACAAGAGACAUGCUGCUCUGAUGAAUCUGUGCACAUGAGUCGGUGCAGGUGAGCUGCUUCCAUUGCAUCAUUGAUGUUUUUGUGGCUUUGAUAGGCAUCUCAGUUUGAUAUAUGCAGGCUGCUCAAAGGCAGAGUUGAAGAUGAUUACCAGCUAUAAAACUGAUAUCAGCGGCUAAUCCUCCUGUAGUGGUUUUAAAAUAACUGUACUUUCACCCAAAGGGAAAUAUAGCAUGCCUGUUGAAAUCUUGAUAGCAUAAAUGGUAUUUUAUAGAGUCAUUACAUCAUAAAUACAAACAUUUCUUACUUUUUUAGUAGCCAAAGAAUCACUUUUCUAAAUCUGCUAAACACCCAUACGUGUCUGAGGUCAAAUUGUUGUGAGUCAGAGCAGGACUGAGAUGUUUCUUCUAUUUGACCUUGGACCAUUUACCAUCCUUUUGUUAGUUUUUAAGAUACACAGUUAUACACAGAGACAGGGAUGUGGUUGUAAACAAGGGUGAAAUCAAAUGUGUAAUUGGUUGCACUCCUCCUUAAUUAGAAAUCUUGGCCCAUUUUGUAAACUGUCUUACCAAAUUCCCUUUAUAAUGAGUCAUUAAACAGUCCUAAAUCUUUUCUUUUCCAAAACCUAAAAAAUAAGUCCGCCUGCAGGGUGAGAUUACUGUAAUUAACCUGUUUCCAGUGCAGAUUCUCCUUGAACGCUUUAGUCAUACUAAUGGCGCUCUCUGUCUUAUUCUUUGCUGCGGUGUGAAUAUUCCAUAUUUGGAUUCAUGUCAUCUUAUGGUUAAAGUCUUAAUAAAUCCACACCAAAAGCUGUUUGAGCAUGUCAUUGAUCUACACUGGCAUCAGCACGUCUCGUUUCACAGUAACACUGGGCUGCCACUGACAUGCCUGGAGGCUCCCACAGAAGUAACCAAGGUCACAAAGCCCCAGCCACAAUACUGCCCCGUCUCCACUCAAAGCAGCAGCAGGCUAGCUGUCAGUGUCUGACAGUCUCAGACUUAAAGUCCCCUCUUGGGGGGUCAAAAUCCCAACCGGGAUCUCAAUAUUCUCUGCAUUUGAUGGGGUUGUCAGCUAGCACUAUGUGCAGAAAACACUGUUCAUGCACUGAGGUAACCCAGUGGGCAAUACCAAACCAGAUAUGCCAAGACGUGCCAAGCGCUCCAUCCUCGACCAUCUGCUAAUAGUCGACAGAAUCCCCAGGGACCCUGCUAAGUCAACCUAAACCAGAGAUCAGGAUGUUGUUGUCUUGUCUCAAUAAGAAGACAAGCACUUUAAAGGUUGUUCUGUUCUCCAGAGAGGCGAAGUAAGAGCCAGGCAGGGAAGAUGUCUUUGGAAACAGAGGGGCAAUACAAGAAAGGAAGAGAAUGAGAGAGAGAGAGAGAAAGAGAGAGUCAUGGUGCUUCACGGAGAGUGUUUGUGUGUAUUAUCGCUCCACAUUUUUGUGUUAUGAAAAAGGGGAGCCAUCUGGAGCUUUUUAACUGCUUUGAUUUUUUAGAGAUGGACUCCAAACCUUUCCCCAUUUUUGUCUUUGUGGGGGAUUUGCGUGAUCAUGCUGUUGUCCUCCGCUGUGAAUGUGUUUGUUUUUUGUGUGUGUGGAUGUGUUUUACUGCAAGUUAUUGCCAUUUGAGUGUUGCUUCACUACCCCCACCCCACCCCAUUUCUUUCUAAUUUCUUAUUCCGUUCUAUUUUUGUUUGUACUUGUUUUCACAUUCAAUUGUAAAACCUUGACCACAAAUCCCUGCCCCACACACCAUCCCAUGAUCCUUUUCCAGUCCCCCAUACUUUCACAUCUUCCUGCCUCAAUCUUUAUAGCAGCUAUGUUACUACUGUGUCAUGCACAGCACCAUUAGUUUUUAAAUACAGACUAAAAGAAAACACAAGGUCCCCAAACUGUGUUUCAGAUUUUUUUUUCCCUUUAUGGAUUGGCAGAAGCUGGCACUUUCAUCAAAUAUGAAUGGAAACACUGUACACAGAUGUACAGACUGCACCUACCCUACUGAGCAACAUCAUUAUGCUGAAUUUUUAUCAUUCCAGUUUUGUCAUUUAUGUUUAUUUGUUACUCUAGCUCUAGUCCAGUCAUCAAGGUCCACUGUCCUGCAUGUUUUGGAUGUGUCCCUGCUCCAACACACCUGAUUCAAAUGAUUAGCUCGUUAUUAAGCCAUUACAGAGCUUGAUAACGAGCUGAUUAUUUGAAUCAGGUGUGUUGGAGCAGGGACACAUCCAAAACAUGCAGGACAGUGGGCCUUGAGGACUGGACUUGAGAACCACUGCUCUAGCUAAACUAGAUUUUAAACCUUACAUGGCUUGAACAGAUCUCACAUGCGCUCUACUCUUUCCAGGUCUUGGAAAUGUCAGUGAAUUAACAGAGUAAAAACAACACAAAAAAAAGUCCUUUUCCAAAUUUGCCCUAUGUGACCCAACCCAUGUAGAGCACCUGCAGUGUUCGAGCUGUUUGCCUGACCACGGUAUGAAAGAGGCCUGUGUUGGACAGUGGAGCCAGGGGACACUGGUGCCUGUGUGUGCCCGAGUUGAUGUGUCUGUGUACUGGAUGUGUUUAUGGAGACGAGCUGAGAAACACGGGUAAGGGGGGUGGAGUGUGGAAAAGAGGAAGAAAAAGUACAGAAAGUUUGAACUUGGAGAGUGACAGCGGUGCAGUUCCGCAUGAUCAACACUUCAAAGCUUUUUCAUGUUUUGAUUUUGUGCUCCGUGUACGUUAACGUCUCAGAUUUUCUGUAUGUGCUGGAGGUUAUUUUUGCUAAUGAUAAGGAAAUCUUGCAGUAUCUGAAGUGCGACAUAAAUGUAAAUGACUCAGUAAAUGUGCUCAUAGUCACCAAGUAGUCUUGACUUGUGAUACAGUGAGCCAUACAACAUAAGUGAAAUUUCAGUCUCCUUCCCAAAUUGUGCAAUACAAGGCAAUGAACUGCUUCUGUGGCUCUCUUCCAGCACAGGCACUCUGAAGUUGAUUCUCAGCAGUCAAUCUCAGCUCUCAGAAUCUCUGUGACAGUCAGUACAGACUUUAAAUUGAGGCAUUGUUACCAUGCCCUCAAUCUCUCAGAGCAUUUAUUAAGUGCCUUUCUGUGGCAAUGAUUUUAGCACACAUUUUUAUCGGUUGUCUCAGACUUAUUUUAUGAUGGCAGGUCCUCUCCACAGUAAAAUUGAUCCAUACAUGGAUCUUAUCAUGGAGGACUGGCUGCAAAUGCAAAAUGGGACUUUGGAUUGAAGAUUACAGCCAAAGGCUUUAGUCUGACUUUGAUGUGUAAUUCCUCAACCUGUCCAGCCUCGUUGCCUCAGAGCUUUUGAUGACCAUGAUUGUUGUGUUAUGUGUCCUGCAUGAAUCUUACAGCCAUAGCAGGGCAUGGUGACGUUAUCCAACACUAUGUCAAUAGGGUAGCCUAGCAGUUAUCAGAGCUAACAGCAAGUCUAGCUGUCUCGGUGUAACAUGCCUGCCAGGCUUUUUCCAAAUGUUGUUGACUACAGACUCUCAUUCAGCCUGGCUGCAGCAGCAGCAGCAGCAGCACACAUCCAGUACUCCAGCCUCAUCUCCUGCACUGACAGACUGCAGUGCAGUCCAAACAGCCGUCAUCUAAUGCAGAGUCUGGUGGUGUCCAGGCUUCAUCAUUUUCCCCUAUUAACCAUAGUCCAUCAAUUGGACGAUUUUCUCUUGAAGAUCCUUUAACCUUGAGUGGUCCCUGCUGUUUUUCUUAGCUUUGUUGAAUGACUAAAGUAGAGGCUGCUGAAAUUUUUUUUUUUUUUUUCUGGUGCUGAUAUUGUUUUAUUCUUCCUUUUUUUAAACUUUUGGUGUUUCAGGGUGAUGGUUCUUGAAAUGCUCAAAUAUAUAUUGGUUUGGUUGACAGUAGAGUUAGGCAGUAUCCAACUUUUGAUGCUGUUUAACCUCCCCACAUUUUACCAGUGUGUCCAGGAUUUCUAUGACUUAUUGAAAAUCCAGCUGUGGAAGUUCAGAGGAGCUGCCUACUUAUUCAUUUAUAAAGUCUAGAUGCUGUCAACAUAAUGUUUAAACAAUAACAACAGUAAACAACCAGGUUCCUGCUUCAGUACAAUUGUCCCUUUUGUAUUUAUGCUGCGUUCUAGUUACCUCGGAAGCCAGAUGUCCGAACUAGGAAUGACGUCACACCAGAGUUACCAGCAUUUCAGUCACCAAGUCGGAAAAAAGCAAAAUUGGAGGCAGAACCAAGAUGUUGCAGAAAGACCGCAUAUUUGUCCAGAAGUUGCUUAUAUUCAGACAAGGCAAGCGCUAAAAUAACUUUCGUAGAUGUAGCCAUCUGGUUUCCACCUCCGAUUUUGCUUCUUUCCGACUUGGUAACUGAAACACUGGUAACUCGGCUAUGACAUCAUUCCCAGCUCGGACAUCUGACUUCUGAGGUAACUUGAACGCAGCAUUAGUUCUUUUAAACGACCCCUUCAUCAUUUGACAAAAUGUAAAAAGAGCCACAUGCAAAUCAUCUCUAUGCAGAGACUUUUCAUUGUUGUAUCAGUUGAUUUCAAAAACUUUUCUUCCUUUUUUUUUCACAAACCUGAUGAUUUCAUAAACACAACCACUCACAUGCAUUUGAACGUAAUCACCAGUGCAUUAAUGGAUGAUUGCAUUAUGCACACACUCAAAGUGUGUAGCCGUGUGAUCCAGCAGAAAACAACAAAUGUCCACAGCCUACCAUCCUCUGAUUUCGAGAACAUUUCACAUUACUCCACAUCAGAUCUGAUCUAACUCCCAAACUAGGUUUUAAAGAUUCUUUAACAACUGUAGGAAUAAGACAUGUCUGAAACUGUACUUGGAAAUCUCUAACUGCUUUUAUAUGUUAAUGCAUUUUGCUUAUCGUAUGCAAAUCAUGAAGUUUCUGUUGACUUUUCUAUAAACUGUAAGUGGUAGCUAUAUGCUAGCUGAGAACAUAUGCUGCAUUCCAGUUACCUUGGAAGUCAGAUGUCGGAGCUGGAAGUUACACCCAAGCUGAUGUCGUUCUAGUCAACAAGUCGGAAAACCAAGAUUGACGCCUACAGUUAGCCAUUGUUAGCUUUUGUUUACAAUUGUCAGCUGUCAUUAGCCGUUGUCAGCUAUUGUUAGUUGUUGUUAGCUACGCCAGUUGUAAACAACGCACUACACAGUAUUUUACUCUACGAACACCAUAGCACCACGUUCACAGUUAGACUUUGGGCAGCACAACAUACCACUUAUUUAAUAUAUAUCUACCACAACAUCAUAUCAUAUAUCCUCUUUUCCAAAAUGUUGCUUCUACUAGGGAGCGCAAUUGGACUACGACGGGAUCAUUUUCAACUUUCCUCUGUCAUACGGUAUCAAUAGCAGUUUUAUUUUGGGUCUAUAUCAACAUAAUGAUUGCCCUUAUUCAAUUCUUGGCAGUCAGUGGGGGACCUUGCUGCCUGCCGGUCCUCUUGCUGAAUAUACUGGCGCGUUCUACAACUCCAAACAGUCUGCUGGUUAGAAACCACUGACAUGACUCGAGGAAACAGAAAAAAAAUGCUCCGCUCUCUGACACUCACUGCACCACAAUCUGUCCUCUCACCACUGGCUCUCCUUGAUCUCAGUGUGAUGCAGCUUGCACUCACCAUAUGGGCAUACCAGUUUUUAUCACUAUUGCUCCCACAAUGCAGAAACCUGGAUGUUUUUUGAGCAUCAACACAGGCAGGGAAGCAAAAUUACAUUAUUAUAUCCAUAUUUAUCCCAGCUUCCUGUCUAGUAGCUAGCUACAUGUCUUGCUAAACCCAGAAUUUGUAACUCUUAAUUAGUUCUGAUGUGAGUAAAUGUGAUGCACUCUGCUGGCAAAGUGGGUGUAGCAACAACCACUGGGAUAUAAAGGCAAUAGGAGGCAGCUUGCUAUACACAGAGGAAUAGUUAAUUUAUCAGUAGUGCAUUGUGCUUCAUUGCCUUACUUUAAAAGGCCCUUAUUAAAAUCUGAGUGGUAUGGUGCUAUUUUCAGUAACAGCUGAGUGUGAGUUGGUGAGCUUGGUUCUUAGGAUUUGACUUCUUCAGAUGUCAGCUGAGUUAUGGUCAUCAUUAAUAGCAUUGUUUUGCAUGAUACUAUCAAAAACUUAUGCACUAGUGGCAGUUUCUGUAGUUUCACUCUGUAGUACCAACCAUAAACAUGUGUGUGACACAUACUGUACAUGUAAACAUGUUUUUGUUCUCAAGGUUCUAGACCAUUUAUCUGAGGUAAGAGUAGUAUGUUUGUGCUUUGUGUGCCUGUGCUCUGCAAAUGCUGCAGUGAGCACCUGGUCUGGUGACACAGUGUCCUUGGCUGAGGAAUUUACACACUUAACCCAGAACAUCUUCCAUUGUUGGGCCUGAACAGUCACAAACACAACUCAAUUGAGUGACUUACAGUGAUAGCCAAACAGAUAGCUGCAAAAGAGGGUUUUCAACCACCAGGAUGGGUAAAAAAAAAAAAAAGGGAUGUGGAGCCUAUCAUAUUAGAUGGGAAAAAUAGGGUUAACACAUCUUAUUGCCUCCUUGACAAAAAGCUGAAAACAUUCCUACAGUGCAUGAAGAGAAUGUCCUCAUGAUCGAGUAUUUGCACAAUCCUCUCUGCAGUCAUGUGACGUGCCUGUGUUUUAAAGGCAAACUAUUCGGUAACAUACUCUGUUUUUUAUCUUACUUCUUCCUUUAUAAGAAAAAGAAGAAAUACAGAAAUGUGUCUGUGCCAGUUCACCUGAGCUCAAGUACAUUUCUGGUCCAGUGCAUUUUCCUGCUGCUGAGUCUGCAGCUUAAGGACACUGUUGCUCACUCAAUCUCCUGACAUUACUUCUUUGUUGAGCUAGGAUGCUCGAAUGUCUGUCUUGCAGACUGCCACUGCUUGAGUUGAGAAAUCCCAGUGAUGAAAGGCAGGCAUGACUGACUGCAUUGUGCUUUCAAACAUAUGUGCAACAUUUAAACCUUACAUUGACCCAGGAUUAUUGGCUUUUGAAGCACUUGUAAAAGGAAGUGUGAAGGAAUUCCACCAUGGUCCGACAGUUGUCCUGUGUACAUGUGGACUCAUGAAUUUUGAGUUGUGUAGCUGGAGCUUGUUGUGAGCAGCUGGCAGGCUAUACUGUGCUAGAGCAGUUUAUUACUUACCGUAAAAUACCAAAUAACAGCCGGGUUCCAAUUAGCCGCUGGGUCCCAAUUAACCGCAGGGUGCAGCAAUGCAUUUUGACAAAUAACCGCCUGUUCCAAAUAAACGCCUUGCCUAAUUUACCGGUAGAGGGCGUAAGUCACAUGUCACAUUGCCACUGAUCAAUCGCCAUGGCUUCAGUGCAGCGGAAAAAUAAAAAAUACGAUAUGAAAUUCAAACUGUCUGUCGUCAAAUAUGCAGAAGAAAACUCGGGAGAAGCAGCAGCGAGACACUUCUCUGUUGACCCCAAGAGAGUGAGAGAGUGGCUAAAAAAUAAAACUGAACUUCAGCGUCUUUCCGAGGAGGAUAGCAAAAGGGCUAGGCUGCGCGGUGGAGGGAGAAAGAAGGCUAGCGAGGAGCUGGAGUUAAAAAUGCGGGAAUGGGUCAUCGGUAAGCGUUUGCGCCACGAGCGAGUGAGCCGAAAAAUGAUCAGGGCGAAGGCUAAAGAAAUGUUCGCCACCGUGAGUGACAGCAGUGAUGAGAGGUUUUCUGCUAGUGUUGGGUGGCUAAACCGUUUCCUUCGCCGCAACAACUUUACUUGCAGAAGACGUACAACUAUUGCCCAGAAAGACGCCAAGGAAUUCACCGAGAAGCUGGUGAAGUUUGUACAUUUUUCAUCGCGGAUGAUUGAAAGGAUGAAGAUACCGGAAAGAGACAUCAUAGCGAUGGAUGAAACUGCGGUAUGGUUUGAUAUGGUCGGGUCAACUACUGUGGAGACGCGAGGGACGCGCAGUGUUCCACUGAAAACUACAGGCCACGAGAAGAGCCACUUGACCGUUGUGCUAGCGGCGAAAGCGGACGGGACGAAGCUGAAGCCUUAUGUGGUUUUUAAAGGAGGUAUCAGGGAAAUCAAGGCAAUGCAAAACAUCAGUGGAGUGGUGAUAGCCUCCUCUAAAAACGGCUGGAUGAAUGACGACCUGACUGCAGACUGGCUGCAAAAAGUAGUGGGGAAAUUCAACUUUGGCCCUCGUCUCCUUGUGUGGGAUUCCUACCGAUGCCACAUCAGCCAGGCCACCAAAAGGGAGCUCAAGAAGGGCUACAAGAUAACUACAGCUGUGAUACCGGGAGGAUGCACAAAAUAUAUCCAGGCACCUGAUGUUGUAUGGAAUCAGCCAUUCAAAGCCAGUCUGCGUGAAUCAUAUGACAGCUGGAUGGCCAGCGAUGUGGAUAAGACCUACACCGCUGGAGGAAACCUGAGAGCCCCAGCUCGUCGCUUACUGGUCGCCUGGGUGCUUAAGGCUUGGGAGGAGUUGGAUACAGAGAUGGUGAAAAAUUCCUUCAAGGUAUGUGUGUGUGUCUGAUUGAUUGAGAGAUUAUUAGUCUGUGGAGGCGUAAUAUAUUAAUUUGUGGAAUAUUGUGCUGAAAGGUGUGUGGCCUGACAGUGGCAGCUGAUGGCAAUGAGGACCACCUGAUUCACUGUUUCAAAGACGGAGAGCCAUGUGCAGCAGGGAGAGAGAUGCUGGCUCAGGCCAGACAGGGAGAGGAAGAGGAAGAAAAAGAGGCCGAGCAGCAGGAGGAAGAUGAGGAGGAAGAGUUCAACAAUGAACUGGUAGUUGAGGAUGAUGAUGAGGAGGAGGAAGAGGAGGGGGAGGAAAGUGAUGAGGGUGAUGAGGAGGAUUAAGAGGAUGGACAUGGUCUUGGUCUGACAGCAGGCUGUUCUGCCAGUGGCCUUGUUGAUUUACCCCACUCAGGUUGCUGUCAUUGUUUUAUUUUAUUUGAUGUGUUACACAUGUUUUGUUUAUUUGACAUGUUGCUGACAUAUAUAUCCAGGAUAUGGCCAUUAUUGUUCAGAGUUUGUCCUUGCAUUAUCAGCCUUGUGUACCAGUAGGCUAUAUGUUUUGUGUUCUUUUAGUUCCUUACUGGCAUUUAUGGGUGAUUCAUUCAGCAAUCGUUUGAUGGCUUGAGGUUUAAUUUAAUUGAAAAAAGUAUAACAACAGUACAGUAAUCCUACCUGAAAAUAUAAAGGUAUUCACACUGAUGUAAAUUUAAUUUACCAUAUUUUCCCAUUUUUGUUAAGCAAGAUUUUUGUGAGAAAGGAUUUAAACGCCUGUCCCAUAUAAACGCCUAGUCCCAAAUAAACGCCUGGUCUGUUCAUUGAUUGAAACAAAUAAACGCCCCGGCUAUUAUUUGGUAUUUUACGGUAUAUAUAGUGCAGAAUUAGGCAGAGAGGGGGGUUUGCAUUUAUAGAGUUUAUUAUGCUGCAUCUGUGUCAUGUUGUUAAUGGUUAACUAUAUAAUUAUCACCAAGAAGUAUAUGCAGAUUCUGUGAGGGGACACUCUGCUUUAGCUUUUAUUUCACGUGAUAUAGCACAGUGCUUUGGCUGAAUAUCAUACACCUGCACUGGGACAAAUUAACAUUAUGUUUAAUGUGAAAACAGGACAGUAGUUUGCCUGACAACAAGUUAACAAGCCAGUUAACAAGUCAGAAAACCAAGAUGGGCACCUACUGUUAGCUGUUAUUCGCUGUCGUUUACAACUGUCUGCUGUUGUUAGUUGUUGUUGUUAGCUAAACCAGUUAUAACCAACGCAUAACACAGAAUUUUACUCUACAAACACCAUAGCACCGUGUCCACAGUUAGACGUUGGGCAGUACAUUUACCACUUAUUUAAUUUCACAAAAACAAAACAGAAGUGCUAAUAAAUAAUACAUUAUGAAAGCUUUCCCUCUUUACUGUUAGUGCGCAGCGCACUAAUGACAUUGCCUUCAAGUUGGGGUUGGUGAGGAUCGUCCGACUUUACGAGUUGGAAAUCCGACUUCAGGGGGGGCAUUCCAGAUAAAUUUCUGACUCCGAGCUGGGAAAUUCCAACUUCGGAGUACAACUGGAAUGCAGCAGUAGUCCUUGUUGUACAAUUUCCUGGUUCAUCUUCUAGCCACAAACCUCUUACCCCACUUGUUACUCCCCACAGUGACAGUUGAGUCUGUGGGUAUCAUAGUAAUGAGAGCUGUUGAUUUCUUUAUAAUGUCAAAAUUUACUCUCAGAUAUUUCUUACGGACUCAAUAAAGUUCUUCUUCUUUCCAUUUUCAACAGUUGCUAAAAGUCUCUAGCUAACGGCCAAGUCAUUAGACUGAAACAGCAGCUUGCAGAUUACUUUCUCUGUGCCUGAAACAUCUGUGCCAGCUGAGAGGGUUUCUGAUUUUAGUCGCUGAUCUUCUAGUUGAUAGACUGACUCGGCUUUCACCACAUCAUGCUGACAUGUUAGUUUCACUGAACAAAAAAUAUUUUGUCUGUUAAGUAAAUACCACUUAGUGUCUGUGCCGUGCAUCGGAUGUUGACAAAAAGUAUGCUUUUGUUAAACAGCCUAAUGUUUAUCAAGGCCUCACUGUUAUUCUUUUGGAGGUAUAUUAUUUGUAGCUUUUGUGAUGACUAAUUUAGAAUUUAUUUGGGUAACUUUUGUUUAAUGAAGUGCUGCCAUGCUUUGUGCCACUUUAUUUGGACCAACUGAAGACUAGUCUGUCUAAUUGACAAAGAAAAUAAGUCACUUUGAAAUAUUCCUGGUAUUUACCUCACAUCACUUCAGCUCAAGGUCUAACUGGUACUUUCUGUAUUUGCUUUGCUAAUCUAACUGCACAAAAAUAGAUUUUCUGUGGUAUAACAAAACUAGAGAAACUAUGCUUCUUUGCAUAACCAUAGAAAUAAAAAUAAAAAUAAACCAGUGAUGCAUUAAGUGUAACACUGAAUUUUUUUGGUUUCUGUUUCAGCAGAUGCUUGACUAGUGCACAGUGCUUUAUAGGGGUGGGAAUCACUAGUGGCUCCAAUAUACGAUAUUAUCACGAUACUUGGGCCAGGAUACGAUAUUAUUGCGAUAUUAACAUUUUGCAAUACCGUAAGUAUUGGGAUACAAAAUAUUGCGAUUUAUAUAUUUUUUUAACUCUUUAGCUAACUAGCAUUUGUCUUUCCUUUAUGUUUGUCUUAUUUACGCUGUAUUUUAUUGUCAUGUAGCACAUCUUGCAAACCUUAUUGUUGCACUUUCUCCUACUCUUUGAUGUCACCUCUGCCAACCUCACUGGACAAACAAUUCAUUUUAUUUUUCCAUUAUCAUUAAUAUUAGCAAUGAAUUUGAGAAAUCUAUACUUGUUAAAUGAGACAAUAGCUGUUCCAUAGCACUCCAUAGUUCUUGUGGAAGAUGGUCACUUUCGUCUCAUGCUUCUCCACAGUUUCAGAGCUUGUCCUGGGGUCCCUUCCUAGUAUCACUAGUUGAAGUACAGUGUGUAAAAACAAGAAUAUUUAGCAACAUCUAGCUGUCAGAUUAGAUUGAAACUCUAUCGCUUACCCUUCCUUGAGUGGACAUUAACACUAGAGAAUCUGUACCGUACUGUACUCUGACAUGUUUGGCCCCUUUUGACCCCUAAAGUCCAGUUUGUCUGACCAGAGUGAGUUCCCCGUGCAGUCACUCGGCACAGAACACUUUCUUGGCCCUGACACGGCUGGAAGAGGUGGACUAUGACACAGUCAGUUACUGAAGCAUUGCACCUCUGCGUGGUGCCAUACAGCACCUGUUGGUUUUUUUUGGUAGUUUUUUUUUCAUUUGUUCGUUUUCCUUUCCCCCAAACACAUGAUGUCACACCGCCAUUGGCGUACAGCAAAAACUGUAGGACCUGAAUGCUAUCAGACUGUUAGGUUUGUUGAAUAAAAAAGAAAAAUUGGAGGUAAAAUGUGACUUGAAUACUGGCAGAAAGAGAAAAACAAACAGUGAAACAGAGCAUAAUAUGGUAUAUGAUCAGGGAUCUCCCUCUCCCACUCUUAUUUGAAAUCUUAGCGUUAUUAUGUUUGGUUUUAUUGCAGGUAAAUGUAAAUUAAUCAUAAUCUGACUAUUCAGAGUUUACAGCUGAUUGCUGUUCUACAGGCCAGAGUUUUGUCAUGUAACUAAUGACCAGCAGAAAUGAAAGGCCACCCUAAAACUCUGACACAUAGUGGGUAAAGUUGCUGUCAUGUUCUCAGUAGUGUUGUUUACUGUACAGCACUUCUUGUAAAUUACAGAUUUAUCAUGGUGAUGGGAAGCCGUGUGUGUGUUUUCUUAUGAUGUGUGUACUCUUACUGGGCCUGUUGUGUCUGGCCAAUGGAGGAAACUUAGUCUACUGCAUUCUCCAACACAGACAAUAUUUGUUAUUGGAAAUUGAAAAAUAGUUUUGAGCCCAUUAAAUCAGGAAUUUCAUCUAUUUAACUACUGUACAUCUAAGUAGACCCUCAGGAUUUAUUUAAGGAAUAAACUGUAACCAUCGCACUUUCAGCUUGUUCUUUUCACAAUAGGAUCAAUUUAGGUAACAGGCAGAUGGGAGAUAAACCCACUCUUACUGCCCUUAAGUCUGCCUCAGCUGGUUGGCGAUAUUUUGCUUUAUGUGAAAUGAUUAAUAAGGCCUCAGACACGAGUCAUAUUUAGUUUCAACAGGGGUAUGGAAUACUUAGACACCAGAGGAGAGGCAAAUAUAUAUGCUCAUACACAUUUACAAGCGCAAGCAGUUCGAGUUAGCCCCUUGGGUGACUGAUGGUGCUUGCAACUGUGGUUUAGUUUUUACUCUGCAGGGUCAAAUGGGGAAUUUUCACUGUGACCCAGAUAAGUUGUUCAGCUUAGGAGUUGUUAACAUGAUUUAUUAUACAUCUGUGUUAGCUUUAUUGUUUUUUGCCUUACUGUUGAUGCUGUGUAUGAUCAACUCUUGUGCCCUAGUGCUGUUGCUGUUGGAGACCUGCGCUAUGAAAUAACCUAUUUAAUCCACUCUGGACUGCUGGGUAGCACAGCAGGUUAACUUGUAACACUGGUGCAAUGCUGGUAAAAUGUUGCCCAGUAACAUCUGAGUAUGUUUUUCUCAUUAUGAAAGCAUAGCCUUGUCAAGAAAAUAUCACCUCUUAUGUUAGUAAACCAGAUAUAGUCAGGGUAGUUUUAUCUUGUGUCCAAAUAAAAUAAUCUUUAUUCUUUGUUUUGUGUGAAUGUUACUCUUGUUUACACUUGUUUUUGUCACUUUGCUCUUCUUUUCAGGUGAGCCACGCAAGUUUGACCCAAACUUCAGAGGCCCUGUUCACAACAGGUACAACAUUUACAACACAUCACUACAUUUUUCUUUGAGCUCAUUGGGUCAAACACAGAAGAAGCUUUUGUAUGCAUUGUGUGUAUUCCCUGCAUAAUUAAAAAUAUCUAAAUAAAUACAUCAUUCAAGAUAAAAAGAGGACAAAGAUCACUUCAGCUACUUUCUGUCAAUGUCAAGGGGACAUACACUAGAAAUAAAAAACACUAUUUCUUUGAUAAAUUAAAUUUACUUAGUCAGAAGAGGGUCAGGGUUUGGUAACCCAAAUGAAGUGACCCUUUUGGCUACAAUCUAUGUCCCUCACCAUCUAAUUCUUACAUGUGUAUUGAUUUGGCCGAUUGUAUAAUCUUUUUGGCGCCCACCCCCAUCAGGGCGCUGCUGGAUUGAUCAUUUGUCACGCUGUGUUAAUAAAGAUUGAGGCUGAACUGCUGGCAGCUCUCUCCACUCCACUACAUGGAUCAAUGGUCAUAAGUCAAGCUGGUGGCUGGAGAUGGCCCAAUGACACACACACAAACACUAUUAACCAGCCAGAUACACCCAAAACAGAUGUAGUUCACCCAUCACCCAGGCUAUCUCGAGGGGAGAAAGUCAAGUCUACUGUUUUUUUCACCGGACUGUGCAGUGGAACUUGUGCUGAUAAACUACAUUGAGCUAUCUACCUUAUGACAAGUACAAUUCUAUACCAGGCACAGCUUAUUUGUGCAUGCACUUACUAAGGCUUGAAUGCAGUGCCAUAUCCAAAAUCACAUCUAAGUGUACAUCUAUUAACAUUUUCGGGUAAGACACUGCUAAAAAAGAUCAAAGACAUUCUCAGCAGCAAAAAAAGAGAUCCUCUACACAAAGAAACACAGAGAUAUAAACUCAGGCUGAGACUUUUGUCCCACAAUAUUAAUAAAUCAUAUGGUGAAUAAGAAGUCCAGAUUUUAGAACAACCUGAUUUCUUUUGCACAAUAAUGAAAAGCAGAUUUUUUUGCAAUAAAGCAACCCCCCCCAAGCGUGUCACCCCAGGCUUUUUCUUGCUUAUCUAGUCAUUUUCUCAGCUAAUGUAGGCUCUCAUCUCUUUUAUGUUCAGUGUCAGUUUGGCAGGCUGCUGUGAAGGCAUGUUUCAGUUCUCCCGUGUCUCUUUAUCCCACCCUCUCCAGCCCAUUUCACUGCUACAGCUGGAUGAAGGCUCCAAGGAUACUUUGAUGUUUCUGUGGCUCAGAGGCUUCUCUUAAUGAGGACUGGGAGAGACCUAACUCUGUGGUUGUCUUUCAGGGGGGGACAAAAUAUUGGUGUGGCAAUGUAUCGUCGUCCUGACUUGUUAUCGAUACCCCCAAUGCAAGAUAUCAGUAUUUUUACAGUGCUCCAAACAUAUCUCUUCAAGUAUGUUGACUCACUAUGUCCCGACAUUGUGACUCAUUGCAGUGAUGCUUGACAUUAACGAGGAUCGUGUGAACAAAAGUUCAUUGGCUAUAAAAGGAGGAGACAGCAGGGUAAUAUUCAACAGUGGUGAAAAGAGAUUAAGGGAUGUGUUCGCCUCUUUCGAAACUAAUAUGAAGACAGUGAGAGAAAAAGCUAUCGCAGCUCUUGAUGGUGAGAUGAUAGCAAAGGUGGAGGAUGCACUUAAGUCUCCAGACACCUGUGAUGAGUGUACUUCACAGCAGUGAAAAUGACUGUAGCUCUUCCAGUUGAGCAUGUUAACACAAAAACAAGAGCACUUUUCUUUGUAUAUGUGCACUUGGGAAAAAAAAAUCAACGAGAGUUCAAGCACUUUCUACUCUCGCAGAAUGUGUUUAAGCUAGGGAUGCACCGAUCUGAUACUUGGAUCAGAUAUCGGCUCCGAUAUUGACAAAUUAACUAGAUCAGACAUCUGAUCCAGCAUUCCUAUCCGGGCCUGUUUUGCUUUAAUGAAUAUCGUACGUAAACACAGCGAUUCUGUUCGCUCUAUAUUCCAUGUCUGUCUAUCCCACUGAGCAAAAGACAGCUAUUAGAUGACUAGUUUUUUUUAGAUCUAAUUUCAACCGUCUAGAUUCUGUAUAUUUUUAGAUGGAAUUUAGACGUUGCACUUUAACCCAUUAUCUGAUUACUAUUUAUUUCAAAAAGCAACUGUGAGUUGCAUCACUGAUCUUAACCAAAAUAAUUAGGAAAGCCAUUGAGCAAUAUACAGUGUAGUAUAGAUAUAGCCCAGAUUUAGACUUGGUCUAAUCUUGGUUUAAAUUUAGAAGUCUAAAAUACGUUCAUUUUUAGACCUGUGGUAGCCUAAUUUUAGACCAGUCAUCAAGGCUACAUUUAGAUGUCUAUUAGACCAAAAAAGGCUCAGUGGCAUCCUUUUGCACUAAAUGUUUACAUGGAAAUCUUACUUCUUUUUGCUGUGUGCUAAUGUGCAAUUUGCUAUUUGUAAAUAAAUAAUAUUAAGUAAAUUUAUAUGUUAAAUUGUUACCUUUUUUGUCAAGCCUGAUGCCUUCAGUCUCAGGGCAAGGCAUACAGUUCAUUCAUUCAGCAGUAGUAUUGGAUCAGUAUCGGGUAUCGACCAAUACCCUCAGUCCAGGUAUCAGUACAGGAAAAAAAUUGGAUCGGAAAAAAAAAUGAUUUGUGCAUCUCUAGAUAAACCUUUCAAAAAUCUAUGUGUAUAUCUAUCUAUUCUGUUUGUUAAAAAAGCUCCCUAGUUACAUCUUUGCAUUCUUGACCCCAUCAAAUUACCCUUUUGUGCGCUAAUCUGGCCCUCCAAAUGUCUCUCACUGAUAAUGUCUGUAACAAAGCGGGAACAGGCUGGCACAUUCACACCACAAUGCCGCCCUUUGCUACUCUGUGGCACUGCUGCCAUCUGUGUCACCUUGGCUCCCAAGAAUAUCAACCCUGCAAGUAAAACACUGACACAAAAGUUUCUUGUUGCACUGACAGAGCUAGCAGUGCAGAUAUUUUGUCCUUCAAAUCUACAUUGCCUCACAGUACAGUAAAAGCAGAGCAUGGUAUGGGUGAAAGUACCUGGAAGUGACAUCUGAGAAGGUUUGGGGGUUGGGACUGAGACCAGGUUAGGGUCUGAUAAGAUUUGCGGUUUGACUUAAAUUUUGAUGUUUCUUGCAGUCAAUGAGGCCUGCUUCCCAGAGAUAAGAGAACAAAGCUGAAUUGUUUUUCACCCUCCUCACUUUGUCAGCUUCCCUUCAACACUCAUCCUCGCAUGCCUCAAAGGUGACUUUGUGUUAGCACCGUGGUGCUGUGUCUGCACUUUGUCUUAAUAAUGCAGUCGUGUCUAUACGAGCUCGAGGGAAACAGUACAGAUCUACAGUAACAGACACAUCUAGACGGAGGGGAAACAAGGUCGGCUCCAGACUCCCACCCCUCACAUUUUUUCCUCCAUAAUCACCCAUGAUGUGUGGCCGAAUUAUUGCUAACAUGCUAAAGGAUGGACAAAAGCAAGGAAUGCAAGCAUCACCAUGGCAACCCAGAGAGCUCUUCCCUUUGUUCUUUUUUGAAUUGAAUGAAAUGGUACUCCCUUAGUUAAUAAUAUGCACAGUGUCAGUGACUGCUCUGCUUUUUGUGUGGCAGGUUGUCUUUACACUCUCGUAUAUUCACUCUCCCCGUGAAACUGUGGCUGUUUUCACUGAGCUCACUCUAGGUGCCUUUGUUCCUCUAUUAUCUGCCAAACAGAAUAGACUAUGUUCACAUGGUGGCCAUAUUUCUGUGACGUCAUGCUGUAAGUCAUAAAGAUGGAGAAUCUGACAAAUAGUUUUCAUUUACUGCUUCUUAAUUGAUAAGCAAUGACAAAAACGCUGGAUAGGAAAAUCCUCAAGAGACAUUUAAGUGUUUCCUAAUUCAGGGGCUGCUUCUUUUGAAAGGAUUAUUUGAAAAGCAAAAACAAAUGUGUCACAGCAGCCCAUCGAAGGCUGUUUUAUCUCAAAGGCUCCUUCAAAUGCACCCGACAGAUGCGUCCUACUUUUUCCUCUCCUCUCCUCUAGGUGCGUCUUUUGCAGCUGGUGAUAUCCCAUGAGUCUUUGUGGGCCAGUUCAAACAAGCGGUUAAGUAAUUUUACAUGUAAAUAUAACUGAUCAAUUUCAUCUCAGAGCAAAUAAUACAAAUGCUUAAUAGUGAAAGAUGGCUGGACACUUAAAAUAGUCUUUAAAAUGAGGAUGAUGGUGGUUGGUAGAUCGCUCGUACAACCCUACCAGUUUGAGCCAGAGUCUGACCCAGAGGGAGAGGCUCCGGAAGAAACUCUUAGCCACGUUCAGACCAAACGCGACUUGAAGCGACCUAGUCGACACAUCCUGUGUAUUAUUCAAAGCCGCCAGGAGGGUCACGAAGAUAUGAAUGUAGAAAAAAAUACAACCUGAGCUCUGCUACAAUGUAAGAUUUUGGUGCGCUAAAACUUCAUGCACUACAUGCUGCUGCGGAGGGGGAUUUUGUCCCCCGCCGCCGGAGUUGUUGGGGAAGAAGCGAGCGGCUAAAAUACGGGAGGAUCCGGUAAACCGGCGCGGAUCCGGUGUGUUUAUCAAAGCGUGGUGGCGGUGCUGAGGCACCGGGGGGAAUUUAGGCUGAAUAGUAAGUCAAAAUAAAACGUUCACACUUACAGAUGCCACGUUUGUAGUAGGAUCACGGACAGUUGGUUAUCCAUUUUUUAUCUUCAGACAUCUAGCAAAUCCAGCGUUGAACUGUCCCUCGUUGAUAAAACAGUCCGAAGUGAAAUAGUACGCACAUGCGUACAGAUAUCACGGAAGUGCCGCGGGUACGUUCCCAUUAUAAAUAAAAUCCACCCAUUGAGUCCUCAAAUCCUCCGACGAGGGAAUUUUCAAAAGAGUUUUGUGCUCGUUUCGUUACAGCCAACAACAGAGCAAACGCUGCCUCUUUUUCAGAUCGUUCUUCCGCCAUGGUUCUAACCGGAACCAUGCGAGCGAGCGGCCGGGAAUAAUGGCGCUGUUUUGAUAUUUUUUUGGGGCAGGGCAGUGGGCGGCUCCAUGGGUAGUACCAUCAACCCGCCAGCACUGACAUGACGCCAUGUUAGUGGAGUUUUCAGAACGGCUCUGAGCACACAGUUCCUAAAUACGGAGAUAACUAAAAAAACGACUGGAUGGAAUUUUUUCAAACUUGGGGGGAUUGUAGCGGUUUUCUAUCCCUGAUAUGCACCCCCUCCCGUUAACAAAGUCAGUUUUUCAUGCCAUAGCCCCUUUAAAGAGUGUGUAGACCUAUGGAAAGAGUAAAGAUGAACCGCUGUCAGGGUGUGGAAAGAUUGUGGGGCACAGUUAAGCAUUUUUUAACUCCUUGCUACAGUAAAUGUGAUAUCACGAUGUAUAUUAUGAUUAUCUUUAUGAUCAGCCAUAUUUCAGGAAUACUUAAUGUAUUUAUUUAUUCCCCAGCCCCCAUUGGCCCUUCUGUUUGCGUGCAAUCUUUCUUUUUUUUUUUGUUUUGUUAAUGUGUUAUAUAUGUAAGUAUGAAAUAUAUAUUUGGGAUUUAUGCCCUGCCUGCUUAAGUAUGUAAUGAAAGAUCCCACUAAAUACCUCAGUUCAUUUGCUGCAUUGUCGCAGAAAGGGCUGGUAUAAGGGCACACUGUAGUUCUAAAAAAGAGAUACCACAGACACCUGCUUUUUUAGUCUUUGUUAUCAGGUCACGUCUUUUGGGAUUUCCUGCUAAAGUUGUGAAGUUUGGUCCCAGAGCUGGUGGUCAAUGGGUCGGUUACCAGCUCCAAAUGGGCUCCCCAGGUCAUGAGUACAGCUAUAACAUUUAAAAUCUUUCCUGCUAUUAUGAGACUUAAUGCAUUUCAGGUAGGAGUGGAGAUAAUAGAGUCAUCGUAUUCUGAAAUGAGAGGGAGUUUUAGCAGCCCCAGUCGGAAAGAAAAGAUUUCCAAUCCACUGUAUUGCAAAUUUAGCAAACCAAUCCACCUGGGGGAGCAUGUGAACAUAGAUUGCAAACUUUACAGCUGUUAUUAAUGCAGGCCCAUAAAAAGAAGCUCUCGCAAACAGCCCUGGAUAAUUUGCAAUUCAAGCUUAAAUAAAUAACACAGCUGACCCUAAUUCUAGGAGGCUAUGCUGAGCACUCAGUUUAAAAAGAAUUGCUUGUGUCUUGUUUGCAGUCUUAUUUAAACACAUUAGCGUCUAUUAAAGCUGCUUUUUCCUGUUUUGUCGGGGUUGAUCCUUCGCUGAUCUCCUCUGUGCGCAGCAGUGUGAUAGUCUCUCUUGAGGUUUGGCAGUGAAAUGGUUUUUAAGAGCUAGGAGCAGCGAACAUGCGACGCCUGUAUGGACCCAUGUCACCACCCUGCAUACCAAACAAGAAAAAUGCAGCCUUCAAAGGACUACAGAAGAAACAUUGUCACGUCUUAGCUCGGGCCUCUUUUUGACAUUGACCUUGCUCCUGUGGAUGAAAGAGGGGAGGAAAGCGAGAGGAAAUGAGGAUCUCAGGUCACUUUGUGUCCGGUAUAGUGUUAGUGAAAAGCUGUGCUUGUCCCUUGUGUGGUACUACCAGGCACAGCAGAUUGAGCUUGGCUUUAGUCAAGCUUGGGCUCACAGCACUCAUAGUCUGAAUAGUUUUGAAGGAGGGCUGAGAAAGGGGCUGGACUGACAGCUACAUUUAGAGUGGGAAGGAGGGAGGAAAGCUUGUUAGGGGAGACGGACAGUGAGACAGUACAGAAGACUCAGAGAGAGAGAAGGGGGGGACUCUGAGAUGCUUCUUUAAAGUAGCAGAGUGGGCCUGCUGUGGGGAAAGAGAGAGAGAGAGAAGGAAUCUUCAAAUAGCUGCCUCUGUGCCUGUGGGACAGUUAACUCAGAGGGGGGGUUCAGGGUCUCAUUAGAAAGUCAGUAGAGCUCUACUACAGUUUUGGUGGAAAAAAAAAGACAGAACACAUUGGACACCUUGUCAUGCCUGGCAGCAAGCCCUGCACCUAAAAAUAGAGCUCACACUCACUUUUAAUUCAACAAACCAAAUUGUUGAACACACAAUGUGCAUGAAGAGAAGGGGAUAAUUUUCCGUUUCCUCCAAAGGAAAUAUUAAAACAAGUAUUUACUUAUGAUACUGAUUUGGGAAAAGGCCUUCAGCAUCCAACUCUUCCUUAAUAACCCUAUUUUUUUACCCGUUGAUAAUCUUCUCUUUUCCUGUCACACAUCUCUCGUUUGUUCCUAGGAGCUGCACUGAUGUGGUUUGCUGUGUUAUCUUCAUCAUUGUCAUCCUCGGCUACAUCAUUCUGGGUACUGUGGGUGAGUUUGACACAUUGCUGCUGAUUACAUCACACAGAGCUUCGUAAUGAAACAUAACUGCACACAUAAACACGCACGCUCACAGUGGUAGUAAUAUCUUCCUGUGUGGAUAUGGUUGGAAAGAACUGAACUGCUCACUUAUCCUGAUCUUCAGCGAAACGCGUCUGCCUGCAAGCUAUGUAUAACAAAAAAAAAAGGAAAACUUUAAUGAACCACACACAAAGGGGACAUGCUCAUCUUCUCAAACUGACUGACACUUGAGGAGAAAAAAAGUUUUUUUGUUAGUUAAUUUUAAAUAUUCAUAAUUUCAUGGUGGGUUAUUCAACAAAUUGCCUGAUUGUUAAAAGUGCGGGGGAGCUGAGUAAUGCAGCUCCCCCAGAGAACGAGCUAUUCUUUGAAUAAAUGGCCUCUCCACAACAUGCAGCUUGUAUUGCUCACACUUGUAGUGACUUGAAGUAACCUUUAUAUAAAGUUGUUGAGAUGUCCUCUUUGAAGUUUGUGACUGGGUGACCGUUGAUUCCCUCUUGCUGUUGUUUCAAUCAAAUUAUCAUUAAACUGUUUAGUGCGAUUACAGCUCCUGUGGUUUCCGACAGGAUAAAUAACUCAAUUGAAAUACACAGACCUCUUGUGAAUGGUCUUGUUUGCUUUGGGUUCAUAAGAAGACAUCAAUACUGAUUUGUGUCAGAUGGAUACCUCGCUGAAAAUCUCCUCACAGGAGCUUAAGUGUGACAGAGUUGACCUCAUCUGCAACUGACAGCAGGCUUGUGAAUCUACCUUUCAGCUCUCCUCCCCUUCCCCCCUCUUUUUUUAUGUUUUUCUCUUUCUGCUGAUGUUCUUAUUAUCACUGCCAAUCUCUGCCACCUUUUAAAACUCAGAUACAAAAAUAUACCAGCUCACCUUUAUUUCUAAGUCACAUUAUUUUAAACAACUCAAAAGGGUAAAUUAAACCCUACUGGGGUUAACAAAGUGCCAUCCCUCACUAGCUCUUUUUCAGUGGAGUCACAUCUAAACCUGGGCGUGAGACGGGCUGGCUAACUGUUUCCCAAUAAUUUAAGAAGAGCAGGAGCCAUGGCGAUGGAUGUAACAUCAAAUAGACUCUGACAUGUCUGGAAUCAGCAAAACUUGGUGUUCCCUCAGCAUAAUUCCUCAGUUUCAUCAUCUUUGGUGUGUCAAAGACUUGAAGAUUACCUUUUGUUGUGCUGCUCAGCACAACGCUUCAUUGACUGGCAAGGUGAAAGGCCUUAACAGGGUGCUGUUGAAAUUGGGCAAACAAAUGAAACACAUGAAUUGCCUGGUAAAUUGAAUUUGGAGGUUGCUGCUAGUUCUAUCUAGAGGAACAGAACUGAACGAAUUAAGCCGGAUUGAUUUUUCUGUUUGUCUUCUUUUAUGUGUGUAGAUGUUUCUUCUUUAUUGACAUGCAUCCAUGCAGUCCUCACUAUACAUGUCCAUUGUUUCCUAGUUAAUUUUGUCUGUAAUUUAUCCUUGGUUACCACAAAAAGAGAUGGUAGAACACGACCGUCUCACAUGCUGUUACAGUAGAAUGUGUCUAGUACCCCUGCAAUGUAAGUUAAACAGCUAUGUUGUGUUUGCAGCUUGGCUCCAUGGCGACAUCAGGAAGGUUGUCUACCCAACUGACAGCCACGGUCAAUUCUGUGGUCAACAGAACACCUCUAAUGCGUGAGUGGAAAAAUAUCUGUCUUAAGGUCCUUUCACACCGGGACCGUUUUUGUCGUGAGAUAAUUUCAGACGUCAAUAUGUUUUUUUCAGACCCAUAUCCUGUCAAUACAAGUUUUCACAUCAGCAAGGUUUUCCCAUCCUGCGAUAUUGCGGCAUUUAUUUUUUCGGAUCAUGGUCGAUAUUUCUGAAGUCUUGCAUACUGUGUGUCCACUUCUGACCAAUCAGAUUGGGUGUUGUUGCGACGUCAGAUUCACGGUAUAUCCAACAUGGCCGGCCACUGAAUGCUUGUGAUCGUGUACACACACAUUACAACGAUUUGUAAUGCGUUGGAUUUCUGAUAUGACGAUGUUUUGUGUGCUUUAACAGUCUGCCAAACGUCUUUGUUUUAACUUUCAUCUGUGCUAACAUAAGCUAACGGUUGUUACCAUAGUUUCAUGUGCUCAUCUGGUACUGGCCUGACUCAGUACAGGUUAUCAUGACAGAAAGCCAUCUCAACACUAGUGUCUAGUCCUCUGCCUCUUCAAACUUGGAGCUAAUUGUUUCAACAGAACUUCAAAUUGUCCAACAGACAUCCAAAAACAGGUUCUGAAGCGACCGUGGUACAGUUUUAGCUCCUGAACCAAGCAGUGAAACUCACCAAGUUCUCUUCUUUUUUUGUAAUAUUGGAUGCACCCAUGUGCUACCUUUCUUUUUCUUUUGAGAAAGCAAAAGAAGUACCAAUUCGCCAUCACUUGAAGUUGAAGUAGACUCCAUUUUUGUCCUCGGCGCUGUAGGUUGUUAAGGGAAGGUCCCACCCUCCUUCGCCUCUGAUUGGCUAUAAGUGCUGACCGUUUGGCUUGAGCAUGUCAUGACGUUUCCAGCUUUUCCAGCCAAUCAGAGGCGAAGGAGGUAGAACUUUCCCCUGGGAAAGUCUUUCCCGGGAUGUGUCUUUUUCCCCCGGAAAGUCGCAAAUGUGUAAAAAAUUCGCCUACGAAUAUUUCGUGAUUUUGCGUUCUACAUUCCUGUCGGCCCCGGUGUCUAAGGACCUUUAAUGAAAAGUAAUGUUCCUCCUGGACUUGCACCUAUACAUGUUAUUAAUUUCAUCUUCUUGUGUAGUGAAGGGAUACAUGUCUGCUCAGGGCUUUAACAAUCCACCUAUGUGUCUGUUGCCUUUUCAUUUUUGUCUUUACAUUGAAAAAAAAAAACAAGAUCUUUGACUGUUAUACAGAGAGAUAGCUUGUGACUCAUUGUGGCAGGCUUCACAUACUCCCUUUCCUUCCUGUGUGUGUGUGUGUGUGUGUGUGUGUGUGUGUGUGUGUGUGUGUGUGUGUGUGUGUGUGUGUGUGUGUGUGUGUGUGUGUGUGUGUGUGUGUGUGUGUGCUUGCUGAUAAACCAGUCUUUCAAACUAGAAUCAACUCAUUGUCUCCAUUAUUUGCCUCCACAGAAACAAAGCCAUAUUAUUCUACUUCAACAUGUUGAAAUGUGCCAACCCUGCCGUUUUAAUUAACCUCCAGUGCCCUACAACCCAGGUAAGAGGCUGACCGAAGCCCCCUCCAGCAGCAUAUUUCUACUCGGCUGUAUGUUGCUCCCCAACUUUUCCUCCACGCUUGAUUAUCCAAGAUUGAUGGGCUCUCUCAUUAAAAAGACGUGUUGCUUCCUGCAGCUCUGUGUCUCCAAGUGCCCUGACAGAUUUGCCACUCUGCUGGAUGCGUGGAAUACCAAAAACUGGGAAUAUUACAAGAAAUUCUGCAAGCCGGGCUUUGAGAUUGGCAGCAAGGUGAGAGAGUGUUGUUAGAGGUCCUUCUGGGUUAUUUUCUAACAAGCAGAAUUUUUUUUUUAACUUUGCGUUUUUUUUUUUUUUUUUUAAGAUUGAGGUCUUACUCCUCAUUGUGAUGUUGUCGAGGUUAUAUUUUUUGACUCUCGGGUCAUGUUUGCUAGUCUUUCAGACAAAUUAUGUGCUUUUGCAUACCUCUCCCAAUACUUUUAUCAUCCUAGUUGUAGUGCCUCACCAACCAUCCACAGAUUUCAGAAAAGUCAUCACAAUGAAGGUCUCACUCAAACUGAAUGUACUUCGUAGAGACAAGCGGAAGUGAGAUAGCAACCAUUGAUGCACAUCUCAGCUCUGCUGGCGUUUGGCAGCGUCUCAGUGUCAGUGACGGUGGCAUGAUGGUGUGUAAGGACCAGAGUGAGGUGCUGUGUGGGAGCACCGAACAGCUCAAGCGUACUGUUUGAACUGAAUCAUUGAUUUUCCUUCCUACAUCAUCUUAAGUAUGAAACUGUUACAUCAGACAGACGUCAUCUGACCCAGUGUUAUUCAUGAUUAAUGAUAUUUCUCAUACACCCUGAUAAAAUCCCAAAAAUGUAGAUGUUUCUGACAGAAUACUCAUGAUAAUGUUAAUCUCCUUUUUAAAUUUAAAUCUUUCAUUUAAACAUGACAAAAUAUCAACCCUACUGAUGUUACUCAUGUGCAUGAUAUUAUUUUUCUGAUUUCAUAGACUAAACUUCACGUUUUUAGUGUUUGUGUCAUUUAAGUUUGUAAGAAAUCAAUUGAUUCACAUAAAUUCAGGAGAGGUCGCUUAACUUGAGAGAUUAGCUCCUACAAUUCUUGUCUAACAUCGAUGAAUAAUGUGUUGAAUUAAUCAGGGUUAAAUUUAGUUUCCAAUCAUUAAAAUUUUUGCCACAAUGUUUUCCUUCUUUUCCCUUUUGUAGGCACUAACAGAGGUUAUUCGCGAUGAAGACUGCCCGCCUAUGAUCGUGCCAAGCAAACCUUGUAAGUAUUUGUGGAUGACUCAGUAUCCUGCAGAAGCUUAUUAUUUGUUCUUCAUUCCACUAAAGAGUAAAAAAAAAAUGUCUAAAAUGUUUUUCAGUUCUUCAGCGGUGCUUCCCUGAUUUCAUCACAAGAAAUGGAAUCUUAACCGUAGCCAAUCAGACCAUCUUCACAGACGGUGACAACAACAAGAGAAGUGUCAGUGACCUCAGAGAUGCUGCCAAGUAAGAUCUGCCGCCCUGAAGUGGGACUCUCUCGCUCUUUGUUGUUUAAACAGUUAUGUAAGAAAAAGUCACGAUCUGUAGAUGAAGAGUUCACGUUACUGCAGGAGUUAAACUGGAUGAAUAUAUAUAACUGAACCUGUAAAUGAAAACUCUUAUACUGUGUGUAGGGUUGCCAUCACUGCACCCAGAGAUCUCUGGACAAAAAUUAAAGGGUAGGACAUGUGGGCAUGAUCUCACCGAUGCCCAGGAAUGUGUCAAAACACAUUCAGAGUUGUUUGCAUGUUUAUUGCAUGAAAGCUCAACUCGCUUAAGAGUUCAACAGUAGAACUUUGGGGGUUCAUAAAAGCUUACCUUUGCUUUGUAAAUCCAUGCUAUCAACAUACAAAUUGGCAGAACUUUGAAAAACAGCUAAAAUCAUGUAUCCAACCCAGUGAGCUGAUAUUUUACACAUACAUGAUUCUGUCUUUGCUUUGUUCGCCCUAACUUGCCUGGUUUAAAAUGUGUUUUAUUGCUUCUGUUUUUUAGCCAAAUUACUGCUGUGCAGCAAGGAGUGGAAAGGUCUCAAGAAUUAUUUCCCUCAGCUUUUUAACGUCGCCUUUGCUGUAGCUUGAAGUAGACUAAUCCUCCUGCUUGUGCUCUUCAUGCUAGAGAAUCUGCUCCUGCUUCCCUCCACCUGCAAAAGUGGACAGGAAUUCGGACAGAUCGACAGUAUUUUGGCAUUUAACAACCUAAAAAAACAAGUCACUUGCCUCUGUCUAAUAAUGUAGAGAGUGAUGGGGUGCCCCCUGGUGUUCAUUAGCCUCUCCCCUUUGGAUUUGAUUUUAAUGCAAGAUUGCAUAACAGAGCUGGAUAGGGUGCAAACUCUCCUCGUUGGACAGGGUUUCAGUGACCUUUAGGGAGCUAAAUUAGAGCUUUUCAUCACAGGGUUGUUUUCAGAACUGCCUGUUACUGUUCUGUUUGUCCCAUAGCAAAGUUAGCCUGCCCUCUCUCCUUCUGUCUUUACUGUAUUUAUCUGAGUCAUAGGGCAGUGUAUCUGCAGUGAGACUUUGCAGUACUUCUGUUCUGACAUUGCCACCCGUGUUGUAGUUUCACUUUUUCAUGAAGAUUUCAACUGAAGGGAAAAGCUCAACCCAAACUGUCAGUUGCUGUUUAAUGGGACUUUGUAUUAUCUCAAUUUGUCCCAUGCAAGUUUAUAGCUGGUGGUAUGGGCAUCUCCACACCCACACUGAUCUCAUUUGAGUUGAGAAAAGAUGAGUCAGGAUCUCUUGAGACAGAGGGUCACUUACAAAAAAAUAUCAUAUCUGAGUCAUGAAAGCAUUCCCAAUAACCUGAUACAGUCAUUAACACACUGCUAAACCACUCACUGCCAUACCAAACUCCUAUACUGUGGCUCAGGUAGUGGACUUCCAACUCCCCCUCCAUAUCCACAUAACAUUUUGAAGCUGGAUUUCAUUUGUUUUGCAGAGAGGGUAAUAAAGACUGAGAAAGAAAAAGUUUCCGAAAUGUUUUUGAUACACCCUAAUGAUUAACUUAUUAGAGGCUAUAACAUAAUCCUGUCACGGCUCCUCUCUGGGCUCUCCAUCAAUCCUUUUUUGUCUCCUCCUCACUAUCCCACUUUUUCUCUCCUCACCUUGUUGCUCCAUCACAGAAAUAUCACCCAAAUGCUGAAUGCCAAAGAAGUUGGCAUGAAGAUCUUCGAGGAUUAUGCAAAUUCCUGGGACUGGAUCCUCAUGUGAGAAUAAUUUACUUUAAUUUUAUUUAUUUUUUUCAUAUUUGCUCUUAAAUAUUUGUUUGAUUUGAUUCUCAGAGGGUGGAGGAAUUUUCUGCACCUGUUCCUAUUUGCCAAACAUCUUUCUAAAUCCUUAAUGAACCUAUUAGCUUAAGCUGUCACCAGUUCAGUGUGGCUUACUUUCUUGUGUGUUUGUGUUGUUGCAGUGGUCUGGUGAUAACUAUGGUGGUCAGUCUGGUCUUCAUCCUGCUGCUGCGCUUCACUGCUGGUGUGCUCCUGUGGCUCAUUAUUUUUGGUGUCAUCGCUGCAGUCGCCUUUGGUGAGUUUGUUAUUUGGCAAACUGCGUUGCUAGUGGCUACUGUUGACUUGGUAAACUUUUUGGAGAUAAUAACUUUAUUUCUUUCACAUGUUCCCUUUCCUUUCCAGGGAACUAUUGUGCCCUAAUUGCUAAGUGUGGCAGAAUUAACUUAUCUCACCAUUGUUGCAUCAUUUUCUGGCUCUCACCCUUUCCUGCUUGUUUCUCUGUCUCUUAGGUAUUUGGCACUGCUACUGGGAGUUUAUUACCCUGAGUGGAAAGCCAGGUGCUAAUGUCACCAUCAGUGACAUUGGCUUCAUCACAGACUUCAGUAUUUACCUUCAGCUCAGCCAAACUUGGCUCAUCUUCAGUAUGCUGUCAUCUUCUACAUUUAUACCCUUACCUUUACUUUCAACAUAAACUGCAUUUUCACUGACUGAUAACACAUCAUUUGUAUUUCAGUGAUCUCACUCUCUGUGAUUGAGGCUAUCAUUGUUAUCAUUCUGAUAUUCCUGAGGAAGAGGCUGCGCAUUGCUAUAGCAUUACUGAAGGAGGCGAGCAGGUUUGUAUGCUUUCAAGCUCUGUUGACUCUCUCAUAUUCAAUGAUAUAUGCAACUCUCUUUUGAAGUCCCACUGCGAUUGUUUUUUUUUUACUUCUUAGAGUGUUAUCAGUGCUCUUUUAAAUUGUGAUUUUGAAGUUUUUAGCCAAAAUCGUGUUACCUGUGUCAUUUUCAAGGGCUUUUCUUCAGCAGAGCUCCAGUAGCUCAGUAGCAAUUCGCCUCUGAGUUGUGGGCGGAGAGAGCUCUGCUCUGCACACUCCUCCUCACGCUAGCUUGUAGCCUAACAUUGACGGUGUAGUAGAAGUGGCAGGUAACAUAAGAUCUAUUCAGCUCCUGGACAGUAAUGUCUUUACGAACAUGAUUAAAGUUAAUAUCAUAAUUAGCUUUCUUACAAACAUUGCAGUCCGCUAAUGCACACGCUUGUUCCUCAAUCAUCCUCUCUACUUUUCCGGUUCUGGCCUGGAGAGCGGGGUUCCGGGGGCGGAGCUUGGAUUUGUGACAUCGGAAGUCUCACUGUAUCAGAACCUGCCAGAGAUUCAGAGCAAUUUGAAUGCAGAAAUACUCAGAAAUGCAAUUUCGCACUUACUUUAAGCAUCAGAAAAAUGCCAUAUAAACAUUUAGGCAACAAGAAAAACAUGACUUUCAGCGGAGAGUGUCUUUAAAUGCACACAACACAAUUUUUGAGAUGUUUUUUUUUUUUUUUGUAGGGCCAUCAGCUACACCAUGUCCACUCUCUUCUACCCUAUCAUCACCUUCUUCCUUCUGGCCAUCUGCAUCGCAUUUUGGGCCGUCAUAGCAGUGUAUCCUUCAUGAUGAUUCACAGCUUUAUUAAGAAGUACAUGAAUUUUACUACUUCUGUGUAUUCUGUUGUAGCCGUGGUAGUCAACUCACAUGACCCUGUAACUAACAUAUCUUUGCAAAGUGGAUUAAACUCCCUUCACUUGAUAUUUAAUGAGAUUUACAUCCUAGUGCAGGAUUUGUCAGACCUAGCUUUGUGUUGACAGCAUGUAGCGAGAAGUAAUCGAACUAAACAGUCGCUAUCUUGUAGGUAAUAGUUAAUUGUUGUGUGUGAAAAUUGUCCCUCUGUGUUGCCUUUAACUAGUUUUCCCCCAGCCUCUUAGCAUCCUCUGGUAAUGCAGUCUACAAGGUCACACCUGUUGACGAUAAGUGCAUGUAUGCCAACAUCACAUGCAGUCCAAAGGUUGGUCAUCUCCUUUCUGCAUUUACCAAAGGAAUUCUCUGUCAGUCAAAAAGAAAAAGAAAAAAAGUAACAGGUGUCACUUUUAAUACUGUGUUUUUUCUCUACUACAUUUUUGAAGUAUAUCUUAGGUAAUUUUUCAUCACACAGCUUUUGUCAGUCAGAGUGAAUACAGAGUAAUAGCUCUUUUUUUUCCAACUAGUGAAAUCCACUGAUGGUGAAAUCUUUCUUAAAACCAUUAGAAUCAAUUAAUAACAUAGAUGGAGUUCACAUUAGUGGCUGACAGUUUUAAACCCUUAUUUGACAGAAUUUCUUAAUUACCUCCUGGCAGAGUAAAAUGAGCCUGUAUGAGAGGAUACAUGAUUUGAUGAAGCACGAUAUGAUAUGAUACGAUGUGAAACACACUAGGAUUAAAUGGAGCACAGCUUUUCAUUAAUUUUCAUUAAACUAGGAAAUAAAAAAAGAAAAUGACUCCUGAUCAUGCACAACAGAGAAACAGGGAAAGUCAAGCAGAUAAAAAGUGACAGUUACUUUUUUGUGAUUGAGUAGUCUGCCCUGUUAGUAAGUCAGUGUGUACAAAUAUGCUUAAGUGAAUAAUCCUGAUGACACACUGAGAUAAAUUCUUCUCUUUUUUCAGACCUUCAGUCAGACUAACAUCACCAAAGUGUGUCCUGGCUCACAAUGCAUGUUUGCCUUCUAUGGCGGGGAGAGUGUGUACCACCGCUACAUCUUUGUCCUCCAUCUGUGUAAUCUGUUCGCAUUCCUCUGGCUGGUCAACUUCACCAUCGCGCUGGGCCAGUGCACCCUGGCUGGGACCUUCGCUUCCUACUACUGGGCCCACAAGAAGCCGAGCGACAUCCCUGUUUGCCCGCUCUACUCUAGUUUUAGCAGGGCUAUUCGGUGAGGAGCUCCAGCAGAUGUCCUUUUUACAUUCUUGUUAUUUCACUCAAACAAAGUCAGGUUUGAGUUGUAUAACACAACUAUAAAUGGUUAUUUCCAAAUCAGUGUUGUUGUCGUUGACGAUGACGUUGAAGAAAAUAUUUCGUCAACGUCCUCGUCAACAAAAACAACACUGCAGAAUAUAUGUUUAGCGUUUGAAUGAAGAAAUGCUCAUGAAAUUUGCAACUCUGUUCGUCGUCAUCUAAUCAUCAUCUAGUUAUCUAAUCUUUUAGUCAUCUUUAGUCAAUGAAAACAACACUGUUCCAAGUACAGGCAUGAACUCCCCGUAUCGAUUUUCUCUCUUGUUUUCCCAGUUACCACACAGGUUCUCUUGCCUUUGGUUCUCUGAUCCUUUCAGUGGGUCAACUGAUCCGAAUCGUUCUUGAAUACCUGGAUCACAAGCUGAAAGGUGAGUCCUACAACUGAAAAAGGAAACCUCGCUCUAAAACAUUUUAAUGAUCAUUUCAAACAGUGUCUUCAUGGGUGACAUUGUUACAGGUUCUCAGAAUAGGUGUGCUCGAUUCCUGAUCAGUUGCCUCAAAUGCUGCUUCUGGUGCCUGGAACAUGCCAUCAGGUUUAUAAACAGAAAUGCAUACAUCAUGGUGAGUGUCUGCAGUCAGAUCAGUUGCUAGUUGGCCUGAUUUGUACUUCAGCUCUUUAUAUUCUCUAAUAAGCGCCCUCUUUUUUCCAUCACAGAUAGCAAUAUAUGGAAAGAACUUUUGCACCUCCUCCAAGGAUGCUUUCUUCCUCUUGAUGAGGAAUGUUAUUCGGUAAGAACUUUCUUUCUCCUUUGAAGCCUCCUCACCGCCAUGUGCUCAGUAGUUUGUGCGCUUUCAUUGAUCUUUCUUGAGUCUGUGUCUACGUGCAUGACAUAUCUCCUCCUCUUUGCCUUGUCUCUGCCUUCUCCAUAGGGUUACUGUCCUGGACAAGGUGACAGACUUUCUGCUUCUCUUGGGGAAACUGCUUAUUUCAGGAAGUGUUGGUGAGUUUAAUGUCACCUCCAGUCUGUAAAGUGACAUAAGAAGAGUAAAGACAGGGUGAGGCAUCCUUCUGAAUUUUAAGAGGAUGGAAAAAUCAACUCAGAUGGUUCACAGUUGCUGAGAUUAUCUGCUGGCCUUUGAAAAGCUCUAAAUGUCUUGUUGAAAGUUUUAACAGGCCUUAAAUGCUGCUUGACUUGUUAGAUCUUAAAAACAAAUAAUUUCUUGUUACCCUCAGGAUCCCAUUACAAAAAUAUACGAUUGACAUAAAGGUACAUUUUGUUGCAGUUCUGCCACUGGCAAGGCCAAAGUGUGUUGCUGUGAUUUGCUUCCAGUGAGAAAGCCUUACUCCAUCAUUUGAUCUCCUUUUAUUCCAGGUGUUCUCGCUUUUUUCUUCUUCACUCGUAAAAUACCGGUCAUUCAAGAAGAGGUACCAUCCCUAAAUUACUACUGGGUCCCACUUGUGGUAAGGAUUUAAAGUGCAGGAUGUUUUUACAAACAGUUGAACCAGUAGUGACGAAUUUAUACAUUGUGUGGGAAGAUUGAUGUGUAUUCUGAUUUGAACUAAUUGCUGUGCACGCUAAAGAUGUUAUCGAUACUCAGAGGUGCAUCAUUAAAAUGUCCUCUUUGGUACAGGGGGAAAAACUGUUCGCAGAUUUUAUUUUUCUGGGUCAGGCAGCACCACUGAUGCUCUUCCUGUUAGCAUGUUUUUGUUACAACAGCUUCAGUUCUUCCACUCAUAUCAGAUUACAGUGUGGCAUCAGCUAAUUAGGUUUGUUGAAGGAUUAGGGUCCUAAUGCUUCAUUUGCUUCAUGAUGUUUUUGUGUUUGUUUGAGUGCAAAUAACUGUAGUGACAAUAGCACACUGGUGACUAAACUUGUUGAUUCUUUCAGACGGUGAUAUUUGGAUCCUACAUGAUCGCACACGGCUUCUUCAGUGUCUAUGCCAUGUGCGUGGACACGUUGUUCCUGUGCUUUUGUAAGUAUGCUAAUUAUCUUUCCCCUUUCGAAAACUGUCUCUGAAUGAAAACUGAAUCUAAUACCGACUCACUCAGCUCUUUUAUAACUCCUGCACGACCUCUCUGCACAAAAUCUCCACUAAGUCCUCCCUUUCCUUUUCUCUUCUCUUUUCCGGCUGUCGCUCUGCUCUUCCUGCUUCUCCUCUCCUGCGCUGGGACCCGGUCUCAGGUGAAGACCUGGAGAGGAAUGAUGGUUCUUCCUCCAGGCCCUACUACAUGUCACCUGGGCUGCAUAAAAUCCUGCGUAAAGGAGAGGAGGGUGCCAAACAAAGUGCUGCCUCCUGAGCAAUGCACGACUCUUUUUUAAAAAAAACUGAACUGCUGACUCUCUCAAUCACUUCUCCAUAUCUGCUGUAUGUGUCGGGGGGGCUGAACGUUUGAGAGCGAAAACUGUAGGGCUAAACAUCAAAACUGGAUGCAUCCACGCCUGGUCAGGGAUGACCUGGACAUGAAUGGACGUGCUUUUACUUCAGAUCCUCACAGAAAAGGCAUGGGGGACUAGAAAAAAAAGACAUCUGUUUACUUCCUCUCUCGAGCCAACUCAGAUACUUGCCUCUUUUUUCUUUUCUUCUGCCAUGCUUCAGUUCUUUUUUUCUUCUCUGUAUUCUCUGCUGACCUCUGCCUUACUGAGAGGAGACGUGUCAACGGGCAGGACAGGCGCACAGGCUGAGAUUAAUACCCCAACAAACUUGAGGACCUUAAACUGUACAGAUGCCACUGAUGGACAAAAGACAUUAGGCAACACCCUGACACAGUGGUGGACUUAACAGGGCACCCUCUUGUCGCACAUUGGUCUUCUAGUGUAAAAGUGUAUGCACUUUCACAUAUGGGAAAAGAACCAUGUGAUUUAUUUCCUCCGUCUAGCAUGAUUACUUUGCUGGUUGUUGAUGUUUACCAUUGGUUUUAUAGGUUGCUUUGGUCCACAGUAUUUAUACUAACACAAAUGCACAGGUCCAAAAAUGGUGUGUAAUUCUGCACUUAGCAAAAGGUUUCUUUUAUUUAACAUCUUUAAAAAAAAAUUUAAAAAAAAUCAUAAUCAUUUCGAAGUUUCCAUCAUGGUGAAAAGACGUACUGUAAACCAGACAGAGAGAGACUAUGUGGGAGGUCAAGACUUCAUAGGAUGUUUGAGAGUUUUUGCUUCAACUUUGAAAGAACCUGACAGUUUUUCAGGAAACUUCUGAAUGCAGCCACUAGUUUAUGUGCCUAGUUGUGUAAAAAAAAUAAAAUAAAAUGUUCCUCUUCUUCUGUGGUUUUAGACCUAACACCAGGAACCUUUUGAAAUACAGUUUAUAAAAGGAUGUCAAAGCCAUUUUUGGUAAUUUUUUUAUUGGAUGGUUCAGAUGUAGUGCUGUUUUAAUACUAAGUAUAAUACACGCAUCUCUCUGGAGGUUAUUCAGUGUUCUUUUUGUAUAGGAGAAUUUUUUUUAUCAAUGAAAUCCAAUGAAAUGUGAAUCAUUUUUUGGAAUAAACAUAAAUGGUUUAAGUA
Xyrichtys novacula (pearly razorfish) is the source of this 38881-nucleotide messenger RNA. Lineage: Eukaryota; Metazoa; Chordata; Actinopteri; Labriformes; Labridae. The record is from the annotation of a GenBank genome assembly.